Durusdinium trenchii is the source of this 2263-nucleotide messenger RNA. The record is from the annotation of a GenBank genome assembly. Lineage: Eukaryota; Dinophyceae; Suessiales; Symbiodiniaceae.
GUGGCUGCUGGCUGUUGGCGGCACUCGUCGCUAUCUUCAUCUUUCUGCCUGUCAGGUGCACUCCCAGGCUCCGGAGCUUCCCGUGUGCUGCUACCGGAGCUACACGGCGCCCAAGCCACAAGACCCGAAAAGGAGCAGGAUCUUUCGAUGGCAAGUGCUCCUGGUCCAGAAUCCCAAAGAAUGGACAGAGGACCCCUUAGCCACGGAGCAGCGCUCGCGGAAGGCCAAGCUCACGGAUGCCAAGGUGACUUCCCCAAAAGCCUCAGGCUCAGGCCCAACGGAGGCCUUCGAGCUCUUUGGAGACUUCGACAUCGAGGCGCUGUUCGAUGAUUUGGAUCAAGAGGGCCGUCCCAGCGGCUUGCCCUCCUCUGGAGGUGCGCUCGAGACCUCGACGCCGGACGACAUCGACGACUUCUUCGACUCUUUGCUGGCGGAUCCGGUCUUCCAACCGAAGACCACGGCCAUGCCUUCUUCGGCGCCAGCGCGUUCAGAAGGUGUGUCGCCGCCCGUGGCCACAGCGAGACCAGUGGAGGCAGAAGGGCCGAAGGUGACGUGUGCCAUGCCCAAUGGUGACCAGUUCAGUGAUGCAUCCUUGCGCUCCAAGGCGCGACUUCGAUUAGCCCUCACCAAGUUCUAUGCCAACCGAAAGAGCGACAAGCUGGGCAACCUGGACCGCAUCGUGGAUCGCUACGAGGGACGGGUGGUAGAGCUUUGGGCAUCCUUGGGCUUGAAGUACUCAUUGCCUCCCAAUGUGGCAGUACAGUGGCUGGCAAACACCUUGGACCCGCACGCGGCGGUGCAGUUCGCCAGCGGCGUAGCAGUGCCAGCGAGUGUGCAGGAAGUGCUCAUGCACUUGGGUGAGGAGCCGGAGGAGGCGAGUGUAGAAUCUGCGCUGAGAUCAGCAAUGCAAGCCAAAGACACGGACAUCCUCGCAGCCGUGAGCUUCCGACAUGGCUGUCCUGCCGAGCAGCGACCGGGUGUUUGGCGCGCCAUGCUCGGACCGACCAGGACGGUGGAAGACGAGCAAACUCUCAGAGAGAGGCGCUGGGCCUACGAGGAGCUGAGAUCGAAGAUGUUGGAAGAGCUCCUUUUGGAGGACUCCACCCCCUCGUCACCCUCCAAGCUCAAAGUGAUGCGUGAGGAGGUGGCUGCGAGGACAUGGCCGAAUGAGGCCUUUUUCACCAGUGCGGCCACAGAAGCCGUCACGAACGUGGUGAUGACUCAUGCAUGGCGCGGGUGCAGGUCCGUGAGCGGCUUGGCGGACUUGGCGGCCGUGUUGCUUUAUGGCCUUUCAAGCACCGGGCUCAUGAAGGAUGCUGAGGCCGAUACCUUCUGGUCCUUGUCCGAGCUCUUGGCUGAGGAGUCGAUCCUGGGAGAUGAAGCCUUGGCCUGGCAGGCCAAGCGCCUGCACCGGCUGCAUCUCAGUUUCGACCCUCCGGUCGCCGAGCUCUUGCAGGAACAUGGGCUAGAGGCAAUGCCCGCCUUAAGGCUGGGAGCGUUGCUGCUUAGCCGCGCGGGCUUUCCUUUGGUUCAGCUGGCUCGGCUCUGGGAUGCGCUCUUGGCCGAUCCCCGCCGCUUCGAGUUUGCGGAUGACCUCGUUCUCGCCUUGCUCUUGCUGACGCGAGGGGAUUUGCUGCAGCGCGACGACGUGGGCGGCCUGGCCGAGUCCUUGCUGGCGGCGCCACUGGUCGUGGAUCUGGAGCUGUUGCUGCGGAGGGCGUAUGCCAUUUGCGCUCUCCGGCGGCAGCACGGCCCCAAUGAUCAAAUGCCCUUCCCCAAGCUGCCUGAAGGCAUUGACCUCGACAGCGCAGUGGCCGCCGCCCAGGAAGGCCUCUCCUCACUCUGGGGCAAGGUGCGUGCGGCCGGCGCCGGGUACUGGGAAGCAGCGUCCGAAGUGGACUGGGGCGCUCAGGUGGUGCGAGCACGACAGGUGGUGGCCGAACGAGCACCACUCAUUCAACAGCAGCUGUCUCAGGCCACGAGUGCCAUGGCCGAGGCAAGCAAGGCAAGACCCAUCCUCUUUGAGAUCUCCCAAGAGGAGCAGAUUGACUUUGAUGAUUCGCAGCUGAAGUCUUACAAGUCGUUUGAGUGGCCAGAUGAGGACAAGACUCCUCUCCAAGCCUUGCCACCUGGGCGGGAAGAGCACGAGCGGAACCUGCGCCGGGUGAAGAGAUUAUCACGAUCGGCCAGGAGAUAUCCCCGAGCCUUCCGCGUCAUUGUGGGACGAGACUCGUCGUCCGAGUCGGAGGGUGAAGCGCCCUGA